Molecule: messenger RNA, 2150 nt
Organism: Caenorhabditis auriculariae
Lineage: Eukaryota; Metazoa; Nematoda; Chromadorea; Rhabditida; Rhabditidae
Source: the annotation of a GenBank genome assembly
AUGAAAUCGGCGGAUGUUCAGGCCUUCAUUUGGCCAGAAAGUUGGCAGCGCUGGCGGGGCCCAAGGUUCUGUAAAAUAAUGAAUUAAAAAUCCUAAAACUUGAAAAAAGGAUGGCGAAGAAACAAAAACGACAAAAAGCCGAACAUUCAGGAAAAAUGCGAGCUUGAAACUUGACGAUUGCUGAAUUGUCAUCAUGAGGUCUGGAAAUACAAAAAGAAAUUCGUAGGGCUUAGUAUGAGCAAGGAGCCGCGACGCAGAGCGAACUGUUCCCCCUGCGUAUCUUAGCAGACUCCACCCACUUUCCCUCCUCCUGGCGAUGCUCUGCUUCUCUCAUCGCGCGUUUUCGGUGAAAGGAAAACAGAGACGGGCAGGAAUUGCGAAAAUGAGCGUUUUUGAGGAGAUCAACAAAAGGAAAAAAAUUGCAGAAAGUAUUUGGCUUUUGUAAAGUAUAAUACAUGGUUAACAGAGAUGCACGAAAGUAAAAAUUGAGAAUGCGGAACGCGGAACGGAAUUUUUUACUGCGGAAUGCGGAACGCGGAACGCUAAAUUAGUUAAGAUUCAGUAAGAUUCGAGCUGGUUAGAAAUGCGAAAGAAAACGUCUGAGCUGCGCAAAGUUUUCGGAACGUAAAGAAAUGUCGAGAAUUUCAGACUAGAUACUUUGUUAGAAAAAAAUAAAACAAUAACAGAAACAGUCAAGAACAAAUGAAGUAAAAAGACAAGAAAAAGAUACAGUGGAUUUACACUUGAAAGCCAUAAAUGUUCAAUGUUUGAAAAAGUCUUUCCAAGUUUUCAUUGGUGAUGCAACUUCUUUUAGGUGUUCAAACUAGGCCAGAAAUGGAAAAUAAUCUUUAGGCUCCGCAGAAGAGGCGGUCAUAGACAAAUACUUUCUGGCAAGUUUCUUCAGCUGUGGAAAGUCUGCGCAUUCGGCCCAAAAGUUGAAAAUUUGAAUGAAAUUUUUCUUGCAUUGCACGAUAGUAGAAUCGAAAAACGCGGAACUAAAUUAAUUUUGCGGAACGCGGAACGCGGAAUUCCGUGCAACUCUGCAAUGGCUCGUGUCUGGCGGCAGUUCCGUGCAUCUCUGAUGGUUAACCAAGAUUCUGAUUUUUUUCAUCAGCUUUUCAAAUUUUAAUUAUUUCAAAAAUUUUUGACAUGUUCUUGAAUGGCGUGGACGCUAUGCUAGGUUCGAUUCCUCUUGACGUGAAACUUUGACGACCUUUUUUCUCGGCACCAUGUGGCGCUCAGAAAACUCUCCCUUUCGUUUUCGGGCGCUCUCCCCUAGGUCUAUCUACCAUAAAAGCCACAAUUUAUAACUCGAUUUUCACCGCGCACAAAUCCCUUGUAAGCCUCUUUGAAAAUUAAACCAUGGUUGAUGAUUUUCUCCGAGAAGCUCUCCGAAACUGUUCUAUAUCGACGUGCGCAAGAUGAAGAGAGUAGCCGCCAGCCAAGUGUAAACAAAAUACAAAAGGCUCUCCAUAAGACACCACUCCGAAAACCACAUGUGACCGUCGGAUAUUCAAAAAAGUGUCUACGGCCGAUUCCGUACGUCUAUUCUAAACAAAUAGUGUUGGAGAAAGCUACCAUCGUGAGAAUGAGAACCUCAAUCAUUUUUCGUGCCAGAUAAUCAGAAGUUGAGAAAAUGGAAAAAACCGAUUUUCUCAAUGACUAUAUUAUUUUUUUCUUGCUCCAUUUUAAUGGUGGGACGAGAAAGAAGUUUGAGAACGUUUUAAAUCACCAUAAGGGUCAUGCUGAUGUGUCCAGAGGAUUGUUCUUGAGAGGUUUCCCUCAAUAAACCUUUCAUAACCUUUAUUUAUUUUGUAAACAUAUCAUUUUUACUUUUAGGGGAGCUUUUUAAGAUAUGUUCUCUGCUUGUCCAAAAGAUCAAAAGGAACACAACUAGUCAAAUGUGAAAGAAAUACAAAAGACUCUUCAUAAGGUUCCAUUCCGAUAAACACAUGUGAACGGCGGGACUUUAAAAGGCGAAGCACACCAAGAAAAAACCAUAUGUGAACGUCGGAGCUUCAGAUGGCGUUGGAGACGGAAAAAAACCACAUUUCUACGGAGGAGCUUCUGAAAACGUAGCACUCCAAAAAAACCACAUGAAGAUGGCGGAGCUUCAGACGAUGUCGGAGUCCAAAGAAAACCAAAUGUGA